GACCUCAAGAAAGACAGCCUCGUUCAUCACCCCACGAAAGACAGCCUCGUUCAGGACCUCAAGAAAGACAGUCUCGUUCAGGACCCCAAGAAAGACAAAGGCCAUGCAGUCAGAAGUGUUAAGUAUGCGCCACUUUGAAGACUUAAAACCAAACCCAAAACACACAAUAACACCUGGAAGACAAUAGUGUUUUGGGAUCGUUGGUUUGGUGCAGAUUGGUCUGGCAGGUUCGGUACCACCAACUCGACGCAGCUGUGGCAGGAAGGUUGUCCCUCCUGGAGAUGUGUCUUCACCUAUAAUAAGACAUCCAUCCUCCAGAAGGCAGACGCUGUCCUCUUCCGGAACAGAGCGACCAAGUGGUGGACGCUGCCGAGGGGACAUGUGAAGGAGCUGAGAUGGGUACUGGUGGACGUAGAGGCUCCCCCGCCCGGACCGACACCAAACACACCCACAGACAGGCUCUACAGCACCCUCGUCAACUGGACCAUGACCUACCACUCUCAUUCAGAUGUCGUCGCCUUCUACGGAUACUUUCUUUCCCUCAACGCCUCUGUAAGUUGCAACCUCUUAACGUCUGCUGCUACACUCAUGCGCUUGCAGUAAUAGUCGCCAUAUACUUGUUGUCAGCCGCUACGCCCGAACCAGAUGAGUGAACACAAAGAAGCGGUAGCUGGAGUGAGGAGGUUACUGGCUGACGGCGUCACCCUGGAGGAGGCGAUGGGUCCAUCUUUGAAUACCUACAUCAACAAGACUCGCGUGGUGGCUUGGAUGUCCAGCCAUUGUCCAACACGAUCAAGAAGGGAGGAAUAUGUCCAUCACCUCAACCAAUACCUUCCCGUGGAUAAGUAUGGGUCGUGCGGUAACCUGAGUUGCGGACGAAGGCACCCGCUUGAAUCACACUGCUGGCAGACCGUCUUAACACACUACUCCUUCUACAUGGCCAUGGAGAACGCCCUCUGUCUCGACUACAUCUCCGAGAAGCUUUACAAUCCUCUCCUCAAAAACAUUGUUCCCGUAGUGUGGGGAGGAGCAGACUACAGUAACUACCUGCCGCCUAACUCCUACAUCGACGCCCGCCAGUAUCACCCCGAGGAGCUGGCCAACCUUCUCCUCAACCUCCACAACGACCCCGUAGCCUAUGGCAGGUACCAUCUGUGGCGAGCUUACCUACGACCUAUGGUGGGGGGGAGCAUGUGUGAACUGUGUCAUCUACUCCACACCGACACAUCCCACCACCACUAUCACAGCAUCGCCACCGCCAGGCACCUCAGAGGGCAGUGCCUCUCCCUCCCUACCAAACUCUUUCACCCGCGCCAUUCCACCGCUUGGAAGCAAGUCAUCGCCAGUAAUCACUCCGAGAACAAACACAAAAUACCACCUCAGUGGUGAAACGGUUAAUGAGUGCUGCUCUACCGGUUCAUUGGCAGACAUGUUCACUUAAUACCAGACAAAAUAGUUCGGACGUUGUUUUUGGUUAGCUAAAGUCAAUCAGUGAAGUGCAUUCUUACAUCUUCAUUCACCAGGAACAAACAUUGUAUCAACCCUCGUGUGUUAUGUGUUGUACUCCCCCGCAAGUGAAAUUUGGGGGGCUUGGCUCCUGUGGUCGCCCCCUCCCCCCUGAUUUAAAAUAAAAGGCUAAAAAAAAUUUCGAUAAACUCAGAAUAAUUACGAACUUCAUAAUUGCGGGGGGAAACCUUACUUUAAAGUGGGUCCCCCUGUGCACAACCACACUUUUCUGCAGAGCUGAAAUUCUAUUUUCAGGUAGUUAUUUUAUAGUGGGGAAAACUUCAAGAGAAAUAUUUGAAAAUCAUAAAAUAAGAAAAAUUUGAUACUUUGAUCAUAUAAUUAGAGAUGAAGGGAUAAUAGUGAGAAUAUUAUGGACAAAGUUGAGAGUAAGAAGGCCGGGGGAAGGCGGAGACGGGGUGGACGAAUGAAAUUAAAAACUUGGUCCCCAGGCAGAUGCAAAAUCUUCGAGGAUUGGUAAAAACAGCCCGAAGAAGUUUAGAGUCCAGAAAACUGAGGGUUAACUUUUUUCGGGGUGAGAGUUGUGAACUCGUGAAACAGCCUGCCAGAGAGAGUUGUGACGGCACCGAGUGUGAGCUGUUUCAAGACCAGAUUUGACCAACACUGGAGCAGGUACAGAUACAUUCAGAAGCCAGUACAUGCCCAGUACUUGCCAACAGUGUGUAACGAGCCGAUCAGUGGUGAAGAGGAUAAAAAUAAGUAAAAAGUGUGUCUGUGUUUUGGCUUGAUUCUCAUUUUAACAUAAAGAACUGAAAUUGGUUAGGUUAUGUAACUAAAGAUGCAACGCCAGGUAUCCCAGCUAAUCCUGUACAGCGUCUAUGAGUCACAUCUCAUGAGUGUUCAUGUUACAUGAGUGAUCUUUUCUGGAGCUAAAUUUCAUGUUAAGUUAUCCUGUUUACUGUUAUAUUUAAUUUUUUACCCUUAAGUAGUCAUAAGAAGAUAGGAAUAAAACUUAUAUAGAAAAACAUUAUUAUUGAGCAACAGUAUGAGAAUUCCACACCUAGUCCUAGCCUUGUACUGUUAAUACUACUAGUUUUAUUUAACCAAUUUCGCGUCCGACUAAAUUUACCAAGGCUGGGAAAUACCAUCUUAUGAAAAUCAUAUCGGGUAUACGUACUGUAUAUAUAUUCUGCCACUGCCGACUUUUUGUUUACUUGCAGGAAAUAGCCAUAUGGCAUCACAAAAAUUAUGACCAAGUGCCAGGUUGCUGAUCUGACUUUCUGCCUCAUUUACACACAAUUGCAGGGUCUCAAUUGUUUCUCUUACU
Homarus americanus (American lobster) is the source of this 2791-nucleotide messenger RNA. RefSeq names its product alpha-(1,3)-fucosyltransferase C-like. The coding region runs from base 646 to 1389 and encodes 247 amino acids. Gene Ontology annotation, biological process: chromosome segregation. The transcript is spliced from 8 exons. The record is from RefSeq and is a predicted model, not a curated record. Gene Ontology annotation, cellular component: membrane; Ndc80 complex. Lineage: Eukaryota; Metazoa; Arthropoda; Malacostraca; Decapoda; Nephropidae. Gene Ontology annotation, molecular function: alpha-(1->3)-fucosyltransferase activity.